Symbiodinium pilosum is the source of this 4581-nucleotide messenger RNA. NCBI's taxonomy places the organism in Eukaryota, Dinophyceae, Suessiales, Symbiodiniaceae. The record is from the annotation of a GenBank genome assembly.
AUGGCGCAAUCUGAGGAGAAGCCGGCGCUCGACGAAACUUGGAAGGCGCCGCCGGCUCAUGAACGUGCGCGUGCCGUGCACGUGCUGGAGCGCUUUCCAGCUGCAGAGGAACCGCCUUUGCCGCCACCGGCGCCCGCGCCGUCCGACCCUGCAGAAGUCGGCUCAGAGAUGGCAAAAACUGGCUCGCUGAGUUCAGCUGCUCGUGGCCGGCGACUUUCCACGAAACUUUUUUCGGCAGAGCAAGUUCAGCACUGCUCAAAGGAGCUACGCCAAAUGGCUGCCCAUGUCUCUCUGAAGGACCUCAGGGAUUUACGCAUGCUAAAGCGGCCUCCUCAAGCUGUGAUGAGGGUGCUGGAGGCCUUGAGUGUGAUUUUGGGCGAAAAGAGCUUGAAAGCAGCAGGAUUCAAAAAGCUGCUGGCAGACUCUUUGCCUCAAAGGCUUGAGAGCUUCGACCCUGCAACGUUGACUGCGGCCCGCUCGGCAAAGGUGCAGGCACUGCUGGCCUCACCAGAUGUUCGUGCUAGCGCAAUGUCCCGGAUGUGCCGCCCCUGUACUUCCGUGGCCCAGUGGUGCGAUUGCAUCCAGGAAUUUCUUGCUCAAGCACAAUCAGGAUUAUCUACAGCAGAUCCGCUGCAGGCUGAGAAUGAGGAGCCUGCGCUCGAGGCCCCGGCAGCACAGCUUUCUGAAGAUGGACAUUCAGUGGAGGAAAAUGGAGCACGUCGAAGGGAGCGGGUGAAACUACUGGUUGAGCCUGAUCUAUCCAUGCUUACACGGGAGGAGCGCGCAUCUGUAGCGGAGUUGACAGUCACGGCACCUGGCAUCGGAUCAGUGAUUUUCCACGGGAACACAGACUGCACAGGCCUGGACGUCCAGAAAACGGUGGUCCUGAAGCAGGGCUACGUGCUGGUGUAUCCUGAUCCAGCAACCAAACCUCCCCCUGGGCAAGGCCUUAACAAGCGAGCGACCGUAACGAUGUACAGAUGCUUUCCACCGGGCGAAAGGGUCAAGGAUGACCAGGCCAUGGAAGAGUACAAGGUCAAGAUUAAGGAGAUGACGGAGGAGAAUACUGCUUGCAAGUUCAUCGAUUAUGAUUGUUCGACUGGAGUUUGGCCUGAGGAGGACAAGGCAAGCGCGUACUACGGUAGCAUCACACUGAAACAUGCAGUUGUUGUUGCUCCCAUGCUUGUGAAACAGCUGACAUCCACACUGGCAUCGUAUGAGAUGAGUACAGUAGCAGAGAAGCGCUUGCGGACUUCCAGUGGCCGUUUCACACGAUUUGGGCGUUUGGUUGAUCUGCUCCUGCAAUUGCAGCAGUUCGCUCAUCAUGCAGCAUAUGCCCGUUCGCCAGUGAGAGUCAUCUACUCGCCUGGACCCGUUGCACGCACCUGGGCUGGAAAAGUGCUCAGCCUCGCCGCCCUCACGUACUGGCACGACCUUCCCGGGCGUUUGGCGGCAACUGCCACCCGCUUCAGUCGCUUGGAGCGACAGAGGGUUGCCUUGGACAUUGACAUGAGUCCAGACAUGCUCAUUGUCAGCGGGCAACAGCUGCCCGUGGAAUACAUUGCGUCCCCUCAACAUGGCAACCGCGGCGUGCAUGUGGCCCCGCAGCCUGCGAGUCCUGUACGGACCCAGCUCAGACUACCAUGCCAAGCUGCCACGGAGCCUGUAGCGGCUACUGCCGCUGUAGCAGAAGACUCCCUUGCAAGACAACUCAAGGCGCUUUACGAUGCGAAGGCCAAGGCUGCGCAGAUGGUGCAGGAGGAGCACUGUGCCCAGCAGGACUUAAGCCCGGGCCUCGCAACGAGAUCUCUGGCACAGACAUUGCGGCAAUGGCCCCUGCCACAGCUAUCUCGUCCGGCUUCUCCCCGAAGUGACGAGGUGGUCUUGGUCAGUCAGUCUUCUGAAGACAGCGCGGGGCACGAACUGGAAGAGCUGCCAAGCGAGUCGAGAGCCAUUUCUCCAUCGCGAGACACACCGAGCCGUGAUUCAGAGACCCUGGGCUCGGUGGCCGAUGCCGUUUCGGAGGACAGGGAGGAUAUGCCGCUUCCGCUUCAAGAAGAAACGGUUCCUCCAACGGUUCCAACACCGACUCCAAUACAAAAAACUUCAACCAGCUCGCGGCUUGGUCGUUCCCGGCGACCCUCAUCAUUGAAUCUCCCAAAGCUGGAGGUCGAACGAUGUUCACGUGAGUUGAGCCUGCUUGCAAAGGAAGUAUCAACAAAAGACUUGCGGGAACUCAGGAUGCUGAAGCGCCCCCCCCUGGCAGUGCAGACAGUCUUCGAGGCCUUAAGGGUGAUCUUGGGUGAGGACUUCCACCCGGGCCAGUCCGGAAGCUUCAAGAAGCUGCUAUCUGAUGCGCUUCCCAAGCGACUGCAAAGCUUUGACCCUGGCUCCAUGAACACCAUGCAGGCUUCAAAGCUCCGAUCGCUGCUUGGGUCAGGAGAUAUCCAUGCGGAUGCCAUGACUAGGAUGUGCCAGCCUUGCACAACCCUUACGAAAUGGUGCGACUGCAUCUACAAACUCAUAGAUAAAGACACAUCAAGGGAUGCUAGCAAGCGUUUGGACGAGCAGGUGAAUGGACACGCAACUACGGAGGCCAGUCCACAAGAUGGUGAAUGUAUCCAGCCACAGACUAGUAGCCCUGCAUUGCUGGUGGAACCGGACCUGUCUAAGCUUAGCAAAGAAGAACUGGCGUCUGUACAAGACCUGACCGUGAUGAAGCCUGGUAUUGGCUCUGUUGUUUUUCAUGGUGCGACGGAUUGUACUGACCUGGAUAUUCAAUCAGACAUUGUGCUGAAGCGAGGGUACGUCCUCGUGUACCCGGAUGCAACGAAAAAGCCGCCUGUGGGACAGGGACUCAACAAGAGGGCCACUGUGACAAUGUAUCAAUGCUUCCCUCCUGGCGAGCGUGUUGAGGACAAGAAGGUGGUUGAGGAAUACAAAAUGAAGAUCAAGAGGAUGACAGAGGAGAACAGCGCUUGCAAGUUCAUCGAUUAUGACUGCCUAACAGGUGUGUGGACAUUUGAGGUAAACACGCCUCCACCCCAGGCUGGUAAUCCGAUCGCCUUCCCAAGUAUGGCGCAUGUGGGCCCUUCUCACACGGUACCGAAUGCUGGCUUCACAGGGGAGGCCCACGCGGCCCGUGGCAGCUCCAGGAGCCAGGUGAACAAUGUAGGCAUUCCUCCAGCUUUCGAGAAGCAGCAAUUUCGUCGCUCCCAGGAGGAGAUGGAUUCCCUGGCAAAGCAGCUGCGAGCCCUGCAAGCUGCAAAGGUUGAUGCCGCAGCCAAGCAGGCGGAGAGCGACCAGUUGAUAGCUCAGCGUCAGGACCAGUUGCGGAAGGAGACCUUCUCGGCUCUGUCUGCGCAGAACCUCGGAGAUCUCCUCAGGCGAUGGGGCCCUCCAGAGCAGCCAGAUUGGGAAACGCAAGGAUCGCCCCAUGACACGCUCGCGGAAAGUCCCGUGCCGGCAGUGGAGGAGUCGCCGAAAGAGGCCAUGGAUGAGUGCAAAGUGGAGGAGCCGCCGGAGGAGGCUGCGUUGCAACCGACGGAGCCCGCGCCGAGCCCACCUGCCCAUGAGCGGGCCAAGCAGGCAUCAAAGGCCUCCGUAGGCUCGCGGCGGUCCUCGGAACAGGACAUUCAGGAGGAAAAGUCCUCCGAGGAGAUUUCUCAUAGCCUGAGCCACAGCUCACGAGGCCGACGCCCGUCGUCUCUGCUCCUGCCUUCGGAGGAGGCACGUCGAUGUGCAGACCAGCUAGCGGCACUGGCGCGGAGCGUGUCAGCCAAGGAGCUGCGGGAGCUGCGCAUGCUAAAGCGGCCUCCACAGGCUGUCAUGAAGCUCCUGGAGGCCCUUAGCAUCAUCCUGGGUGAGAAGGACUUGCGGCCGGCAAACUUCCGGAAGCUCCUUUCCGACUCCCUCGCCCAGCGCCUGGCUGGUGUGGACCUCGCCACCCUGGGCGCAGCCCGGGCGGCCAAGCUGCGGUCGCUACUGAGCUCUCCAGACGUUAGCGCAGAGGCUGUAUCCAGGAUUUGCCGGCCGUGCGGGUCUCUUGCCGAGUGGUGUGGCUGCCUUUACUCCUUCUUGUCUGGAGCUCACGAGCCGGAACCAGCUGGUGAGCAGCAGACUGUUGAGAAAGAGGAGAAGGUGCAGCCUGACAGCACUGCCCGGCCCAUCGCAGAACAUUCCAAGUUGCUUGUGGAGCCGGACUUGUCGCAGAUGAGCAGGGAAGAGCUGGCAGAUGUGAAGGACCUGACCGUGACAAAGCCUGACAUCGGCUCCGUUGUGUUCCAUGGCAAAACUGAUUGCCGGGACUUGGACAUUGCUCAAACUGUCGUGCUUAAAAGGGGCUACGUAUUGGUUUACCCAGAUCCGGCCAAGAAGCCCCCACCCGGCGAGGGCUUGAACAAGCAUGCGACGGUGACAAUGUACCAGUGCUUUCCCCCAGGAGGCCACGUUAAGGACGAGCAAGCGCUUGCAGACUACAAGGUCAAGAUCAAGAAAAUGACUGAGGAAAAAAGUGCUUGCACAUUCAUCGAUUACAACUGCUUGACGGGCGUUUGGACUUUCGAAGUCGAAAGGUUCUGA